Molecule: messenger RNA, 2268 nt
Organism: Letharia lupina
Lineage: Eukaryota; Fungi; Ascomycota; Lecanoromycetes; Lecanorales; Parmeliaceae
Exons: 2
Coding region: 1-2268 (755 amino acids)
Biological process (GO): tRNA wobble uridine modification
Cellular component (GO): elongator holoenzyme complex
Molecular function (GO): protein binding
Source: RefSeq, a predicted model, not a curated record
AUGGUGGACUGGAACACUGACUACCUUGCUGCUGGCGGUAAUCGCCAUCCGUCGGCUGCUGAUUGGGAUCUGGCAAGUGGACUACUUGCCUUCGGCGCAGAUAGGAAUGUAGCACUUUGGUCACCACAGGAUGAUGGCUACCAAGGCGUCACGGCAUUGUUGCAUGGUCACACCGAUAUCGUGAACGUAGUCAGAUUCUUCCCAGCCCAGGAAGCAUUUUCUCAAACAAUACUUAGUGGUUCUGUAGACAAGACUAUCCGGGUGUGGCAAGCUAAAACAGCAUCUCCUACCGGAUUUGAUCUAGCAGCUACUUUAGAGGGCCAUGAGAGCUCUAUAAACUGCCUUGCAGUCUUCAAAGGAACAGAUAUCUUCGCUUCAGGAUCUGCUGAUGCAACAAUCAGAAUCUGGCGUAUUGAAAGCCUAGGGUAUGGAAUGAGUGUGAAAAAACUGCAGACAAUCCAAACAAAGCCCCGAUUUUUUCCACUUGCACUGGCACUGCACUCGUUAGGUGCGGCAGAAGACCUCGUACUUGCUGCCGCCGGUACCAAGAGCAUUGUGCAGAUCUACGUGGCGUCGACCGAUAGCCAAUUUUUCCAUCAAGUCACCUUGCCCGGCCAUGAAGGCUGGAUACGAUCUUUGAGUAUCACACAGGAGAGCGACGUGGCGGACAGCGAUCUCCUUCUGGCGUCCGCAAGUCAAGACAAGUAUAUCAGGCUGUGGCGUAUAAUACAAGAGAGACCGAAAGACAAUUUGGAAAGCGUAUCAGCUUCCGGGAAUCUCGAAAAAUUCCUGUCUAACAAGGCACACAAACUCAAAACUUCACAGAAUUCAUACUCAGUCUCAUUUGAGGCUUUACUCUUGGGUCACGAAGACUGGAUAUACACUAUCUCCUGGCGUCUUGGUGAAGAGCGUCUUCAGCUGCUUUCUGCGUCUGCGGAUAACUCUCUAGCAAUCUGGGAAUCCGAACAGAGUUCAGGAGUGUGGGUGUGUACUACUCGACUGGGUGAGAUAAGUGCGCAGAAAGGAUCUACCACAGCAACUGGAAGUACGGGUGGCUUCUACAUCGGCCUCUGGUCACCGAAAGGAGAUAAGCUAAUAAGCCUUGGACGGACGGGGAGUUGGAGGCUGUGGAACUACGAUUUGGACCAGGAUCGCUGGCUGCAAGGAAUUGGCAUUAGUGGACACACAAAAGCGGUAGCGGACGUGGCCUGGUCGAAGGAUGGCUCCUAUCUCUUUUCCACUGGAUCGGAUCAGACUACACGACUGCAUGCGGCGUGGAAGCGUGGAAGGAAAUGUUCUUGGCAUGAGAUGGCAAGGCCACAAAUUCACGGCUACUGCUUGAACUGCAUAGAUUCAAACGGUCAAAUCGAGUUCAUCUCUGGAGCUGAUGAAAAGCUCCUUCGCGUAUUCGAAGAACCUAGAGCGACAGCCGAUCUACUUGACGCUCUGUGCGGUAUCCACACCAACGUUGAGCAAACUUUGCCAGAUGCUGCAAACAUUCCGGUCCUGGGACUGUCGAACAAGGCAAUUGAAAGUGCCGCAGAUGAAGUGCCUAAUACCAAUGGGCAUGCCGACGCAGAGAAUCUAACAUCUACAGCACAUGGCCAGACGCUCAACGAAGAUCAUCCACCUCUGGAGGAUCAGCUGGCAAGACAUACGCUCUGGCCAGAGAAAGAGAAGCUUUAUGGACACGGCUAUGAGAUUUCUGCUGUCGCAUCCAGUCAUGAUGGCACGGUGGUUGCUACGUCUUGUCGAGCAAGCUCAUUAGAACAUGCAGUAAUACGCCUUUACACGACCAAAGACUGGCGUGAGGUAAGGCCAUCAUUGACUGCUCAUUCGCUAACGGUUACUGCUUUGUGCUUCUCAAGCGACGACCGGUAUCUCAUCAGCGUUGGCCGAGACAGGCAGUGGGCGGUAUUCGAGAGAGAUUGUGUCCGACCUGAAGAGUACUUGUUGAAGCAUUCAAAUCCCAAAGGCCAUUCAAGGAUGAUACUUGAUGCUUGUUGGGCUCCUCUAGAAGCUGGGAGGGUGUUCGCUACGGCUGGUAGAGACAGAACGGUCAAGAUAUGGAGUAUAAGCGCAACGGGUACAGAAUGCACGACAACGAUAACAGCAGCUUCUUCUGUAACGGCGGUCGACAUAUCUUCUCGGUUUUCGCAAAACAACAUGGUGACAGCAAUUGGGACCGAGACGGGUAACAUCACUCUCCACAUAUUGAAGCUUCCUAAUUGGACGGUGAAGCAAAAGUUCGAGCUUGAUAACUCGUAA